This is a messenger RNA of Dimorphilus gyrociliatus, 2181 nucleotides long. The record is from the annotation of a GenBank genome assembly. Lineage: Eukaryota; Metazoa; Annelida; Polychaeta; Dinophilidae.
AUAAGGUCAAGGUAUUAAUACAACGUGAUUCUGAAAACCCCUAAACUUGUUCAGGGGAUAGAUCGUUAAUUAUUUAUUAUUUUAUAUACUUUUACUGUAAUUGUUAAAAACGACAUUAAUGAUGACUUGCGCUCUACGCAAUUCAAUUCCUAGGUUAUGUUCAUCUUUUACGCAGUACUUGAAUAUGCAGAAGGCAACCUUUUUUUCUAAUCGUAUAAUUGGAUAUUCAUCUCUAAUGCUACAAGAUGGUUUAGAUAUACAGGUUUAUUGAUUUUACCUAUUUGAUUCUUAAUUUAUGUAUUAUACUAUGAUAGAAUUCAAUGAUUAAGAUAAAGAGAAUCCGUUUAAAAAUCUAUGUUUAAAACUGCUUAAUACCCUUUUAUAUAUACUUGUCGACUGCAGGAAUUACCUGUUGUGAUAAGGAGAAUGGAUAAUAGUGAAUUUCCGUUUUCAAGUCAAUGUUAUUCUGGCGAGAGAAUUCGAAAAGUUAGCGUUCAAGAUCUGAAUUUUCAAAAUUAUUUACAAAGCUGUCGUACAACUGAACAAGUCUUGAAAUUACUGGAAGUUCCUAGUGAAUCAGUAACGGCUUAUAGUGCUGCUUUUGCUCUGCAUAGGAUGUGCCAACUGGCUACUCAUUCGUCUCUAGACCAACACAUUGAUUGUUUUUUGAGAAGGGCUAUCUUAAGAGAACUCUGCGACACGAUCGCCAAAGAUAUCCAAACUUUAGAUAACAAGACCGUAUCACAAUUGAUUAAUUGCUUCUUGCAAACUAAAGGAAUUCCAGAGGAAUAUGUCGAGGCAGUUUUUAUCGAAGGUCAAAAAAGAAUUGCUGAUAGUGCUUUUUCCAUGGAUGAGUUGUUAUACUUGUUAAGCUUGAUGUCAACUGUCCCAAAUAGUCAUGCGGUUGAGCUAACAAAACUUGUAUGGAUGCACAUUACAACAAAUCGAUCAAAGGAAAUAAAUGAAGCCAAUGUUGGUCAAUUAUGGCAUUUAGCUCAGUACGUAAUUUAUAGUAUUAAAUUUCUCGGAGAAGAUAUGAAAUAUACUUUGAAAAUUUUAAACAAAUACAUACAAUCAUAUUGGUGGAAAUUGAAUACACCCGAUAUAUGUACAAUUAGUAAAACUUUGUUAUAUCAAAAGUACUAUUCUUCUCAAACUAUGACUCUAUUGGGACGUUGGGUCAUUAGUUAUAUGCACAAGAUGAGAAAUGAAGAAUUAUCACAUGUUCUAGCACUUUUCGACGCCUUUAAUUUUCACGAUAAAAAUGUAUUAAGGGCUUUGGAGAGAAUAAUACCCUCCAGAAUUUCGAAUAUGAAUAGAGCUAUUGUUGGUCAAGCUAUGGAUUAUUUGAAACAACAACGUUACCUAUCUACACCUAUAUUAGAUGCCGUUGCAAGGGAUUUUAGUAGAAAUUCACACGAAUACGAUACACAUGAUGCUCUCUCUUGUCUGAGAUUAUUUGGCUAUUUGAGCUAUAUGCCCAAGAAAAGCAACGCUUUCUUUGUAGCUGUUGAAAAUUUCCUGCAUAAGAACUUUAAUACUUUUGCUGCUCCAUCCAUUGUUGAAUUAUUAGCAUCAUUUACUUAUUUACAAGUCUUUCCUAUUACCUUCCUUAAAAAAGUUUUUACACCUCUCUUCAUAUGGAAACUUCAAUCUGUUGCCGAUUUACACAUUCAACAAUCAGCAUAUAAACACUUUUUAAAUUUACAAGCAGCGGUAAAAGUAGAGCUUCCCCAGAGGUCAAGAAUUAACUAUGUCGAUAGAUCGAGUUUAGGAGUAAGCAUAGGAGCUAUCUCUGGUAGUGCAUUUAAAGUACACCUAGAGAUUGCUGAUAUUUUAAAAGAAUUACACCCAAACAUAAAAUUGAAAGAAGCCGAAAUGCCUCGAUAUACCGCUCACUUUAUCAAUUACGAAAUUGACGGUUCAGAGAAUUCUACUAUUAUAAAUGAUAUGACUAAAAAAUUGGCUGUGAUCGUUUCAAUGCCUGAUCACUUUUGUAGUAAUUGUUCAAAUUUAUUGGGUACCUAUGCUUCUAAAAGACGGCAUUUAACAUCAUUAGGCUAUACAGUUGUUGAGGUCAAUUACGAAAAAAUGUAUUGGAAAAAUAAAAGCCGAAAUGAGAAAGUGGAAUAUCUAAAAGAACUUAUAAAUCCUCAUUUGGUCGGGAAAUCAUCUUACUAA